GGAAGCUGGGCUGGGCUAGCGGUUUCAGAAGACAUUGUGUAAACAGGGUAGGAUCAAGGUCCGAGAAAGGAGCCCACGAAGACCAGCAGAUGCAGAGGAGGUAGCGAUCCUGUGUUCACUAGCUGUGAAGACUUUUUCCCUUCAGUGCACAGCAGUGGAUGUGCACAAGUCCUCUGGGUUACUGCAGCAGAAAGUGAUCUGAACUUCGGAGGGGCCUGCAGCCGCUCACGAUGAUCCCCACUCGGUGCCCCCAGACUCUUCAGAAAAACUGCAGAGCUUUGAAACUUCUGCAGCAGACGACGUGGACCCGCCGUCCGGGAUUACCUGCAGCGAGUCGUGGUAUUCAUGUGGACUCUGCGCCCAUUAUCCCAGCUCUCACGACCAGCUAUGCCCACGGCACAUCUUCCACAUCUCUGCUCCAUCAAACAGUCGGAGAGUCCCUGCAGAGGACUGUGGAGCUCUGGCCUGACAGGGAGGCUGUGGCCUUUCUAGAAAAUGGAGUCCGCAAGACCUUCGCACAGUUUCAACAGGAUGUGGAUCAAGCUGCAGCCGGACUGCUGGCUCUUGGAUUGACGAAAGGAGACAGACUCGGCAUGUGGGGACCCAACACUUACGAAUGGGUCCUGUUCCAGUUUGCCACAGCCAAAGCUGGCGUUAUAUUGGUGGCUGUGAAUCCAGCGUACCAAACACUGGAGGCUGAGUUUGCGUUGGCGAAGGUUGGAUGUAAGGCCAUAGUGUGUCCUACGCAGUUCAAAACUCAGAAGUACUGUGACAUGCUGAGACAGAUAUGUCCAGAGAUUGAGUCGUCCAGCCCCGGAGACAUCAAGAGUGCAAGACUCCCGCACCUCCGCUCUGUGAUCGUUCUGGACAGUCGACAACCAGGAAUGUUCCACUUUGAGGAUGUGAUGCAGGCAGGCAGCAGCCAGUAUGUACAGCAGCUUCAGGAUGUGCAGAAGAAACUCUCCUGUGACGACCCAAUAAACAUCCAGUUCACUUCGGGAACCACAGGAACUCCAAAGGGUGCCACCUUGUCUCAUUUCAACAUCGUCAACAACGCCUACUUUGUUGGCAAGAGAGUGGGAUACACCUGGAGGCCUCAUACCCGCAUCUGUCUGCCUGUGCCCAUGUACCACUGCUUUGGCUCUGUGGGUGGAGGCAUGUGCAUGGCCGUGCACGGCGUUUCCCUGAUCUAUCCAUCUGCUGGCUACGACGGAAAGGCCAACUUAGCAGCUAUGGAGAGUGAAAGGUGCAGCUUCGUCUACGGCACCCCCACCAUGUACGUCGAUAUGCUCAACCACCCGGACUUGUCCAAAUAUGACUUGUCCUCAGUGGAAACGGGCAUCAUGGCUGGUUCCCCUUGUCCUCCAGAACUUGUGAAGAAGGUUGCUUCUGUAAUGGGCAUCAAGGAAAUAACAGUUGGAUAUGGAACCACAGAGAACAGCCCUGUGACGUUCUGCGCCGACCCCAAAGACAACAUGGAGAGGAAGUCUGAGACGGUCGGCUUCAUCAUGGACCACUUAGAGGCUAAAAUCGUGAACCCUACAACAGGAGAGGUGAUGCCUCUGGGGGAGAAGGGGGAGGUUAUGAUCCGAGGAUACUGCGUGAUGUUGGAGUACUGGGGAGAUCGAGUCAAAACAGAAGAGUGCAUCACUAAAAACGGCUGGUACAAAACCGGAGACAUCGGCACCUUGGAUGCGUACAGCUACUGCCGCAUCGAGGGCAGGAUUAAAGACAUGAUCAUCAGAGGAGGAGAGAACAUUUACCCAGCUGAGAUCGAACAGUUCCUGCACACACACCCCAAAGUCAAGGAGGCCCAGGUGGUUGGAGUUGCUGAUAACCGUAUGGGUGAAGAGGCGUGUGCCUGCAUCAAGCUGGUGGACGGACAGGACUGCACAGCAGAAGAAAUCAAAGCUUACUGCAAGGGGAAGAUCGCUCGCUUCAAGAUUCCUCGCUACGUACUUUUUGUCAACAGCUACCCGCUCACUGUGACUGGAAAGAUCCAGAAGAACAAACUACGUGAGGAAUCUGAGAGUCGGCUGGGACUGGAGAACAGAAAAUGACAGGGCGACCUCAUUUAUAAAUAAGUUUAUAUAUAAAUAAUAUUCAAUUACUGCAUGCGGUGUGCCACAAACGCCAAUUGGGGUUAGAUACCCUGCCAUCAGAUCAUCUGAAAAUGUCUUGAGAAGUAAUAACACACAAUGUGAACAUGUGAUGGCUGGGUAUGAAGCUUUGUGCUCGUCUGGAUCCUCAUGUAACCAGCUGUUUAAGGGAUAAGCGUAGUCACAUUAUGUAUUUGUCUUACACACAACAAAUCCCAUGAAGUGACCAAAACCAGCAUAACACUGUUGAACAUACACACAUGCUUUAGUUUAUCUCGACACCAUCACCAUCCUGCUGCCACAGCGACGAAAGGCGCGUUAAUACGCAGCUAAAAAUAGUCCCCCACAAAGAACAAUCCAGUCCGUCCCUGCUAAUUAAUUGAACACCACAAGGGAAUUUCUUCAAAUUUUGCACAACUGUCCACUAGGAUUCAUUUGUGGGCUUUUGUUAAACAUUUGCAUGCUCACUAGAAACCGCUGAGGUCGAGUUUCACACGCAGCAGAGAAGUUGGAGAGUAUUCGCAGCACAUGGCUGAUUUUGGUCUUUUCACGGGAUUUGUUGACAAGACAAAUUUAGAAUAAUAAAAUAUAAUAAUAAAAUGUAAUAAACAAUUGAAUAGUC
Messenger RNA from Scatophagus argus, 2721 nucleotides. It is a transcript of the gene acsf2, whose product is annotated as acyl-CoA synthetase family member 2. The coding region runs from base 231 to 2060 and encodes 609 amino acids. The record is from RefSeq and is a predicted model, not a curated record. Gene Ontology annotation, molecular function: medium-chain fatty acid-CoA ligase activity. Gene Ontology annotation, biological process: fatty acid metabolic process. The transcript has 16 exons. NCBI's taxonomy places the organism in Eukaryota, Metazoa, Chordata, Actinopteri, Scatophagidae.